CUCAAAUUUUAGCAGGGCCCGGACGCCUGUCGGCGAGUUCCGCGGGCCGGGCCUGCUGGACUUUUCCUCUCGCUGGCACGGGCAGCGGUCCAACAUGAGCCAGGUUCUGUUCCAGGAACUAGUCCCGCUGCAGGUGAAAUGCAAAGACUGCGAGGAGAGGAGAGUAAGUGUUAGAGUGAGCAUUGAACUACAAUCAGUUUCUAAUCCAGUUCACAGAAAGGAUUUAGUUAUCCGUCUGACUGAUGAUACCGAUCCAUUUUUUCUAUAUAACCUUGUUAUAUCUGAGGAAGAUUUUCAGAGUUUAAAAUUCCAGCAAGGCCUUCUGGUAGACUUUUUAGCUUUCCCACAAAAAUUUAUUGAUCUCCUUCAGCAGUGUACUCAAGAACAUGCCAAAGAAAUUCCAAGGUUUUUGCUGCAGUUAGUUUCUCCAGCAUCUAUUUUGGAUAACUCCCCUGCCUUCUUAAAUGUGGUAGAGACCAAUCCUUUUAAGCAUCUCACACACUUAUCACUAAAACUUUUACCUGGAAAUGAUGUGGAAAUAAAGAAGUUUUUAGCCUGCUGUUUGAAAAGUAGCAAGGAAGAAAAAUUAUCAUUGAUGCAAUCACUAGAUGAUGUUACUAGGCAACUGAAUUUUACACAGAAGACCUUAUCAGAAAAAAUCCAAGAAUUAGAUAAGUUACAGAAUGAAUGGGCAUCACACACAGCUGCAUUGUCAAAUAAACAUUCCCAGGAACUAACAAAUGAGAAAGAAAAGGCCUUGCAGGUACAGGUACAAUAUCAACAGCAGCAUGAACAACAGAAAAAAGAUUUAGAAAUCCUCCAUCAACGAAACAUCCAGCAACUACAAAACAAGUUAUCUGAGUUGGAAGCAGCUAAUAAAGACCUAACGGAAAGGAAAUAUAAAGGAGACUCUACCAUCAGAGAACUGAAAACAAAAUUGUCUGCUGUUGAAGAGGAGCUCCAGCGGGCUAAGCAAGAAGUCCUCUCUUUGCGAAGAGAAAAUUCUACCCUAGAUGCUGAAUGCCAUGAAAAAGAAAAGCAUAUUAAUCAGCUACAAACAAAAGUGGCUGUUUUAGAACAGGAAAUCAAGGAUAAGGACCAGCUUGUUUUAAGAACAAAAGAAGCAUUUGAUACAAUCCAGGAACAAAAGGUGGCUUUAGAAGAAAACAGUGAGAAAAAUCAGGUACAACUAGGAAAACUUGAAGCUACAAUAAAAUCAUUAUCAGCGGAACUUCUUAAGGCGAAUGAAAUUAUCAAGAAGUUGCAGGGGGAUCUGAAAACUUUAAUGGGUAAAUUGAAACUGAAAAAUACAGUAACUAUUCAGCAAGAGAAACUCUUGGCUGAGAAGGAAGAAAAAUUACAAAAGGAACAAAAGGAAUUACAAGAUGUUGGACAGUCUCUCCGAAUUAAAGAACAAGAGGUAUGCAGAUUACAAGAACAAUUAGAAGCUACAGUUCAAAAACUUGAAGAAAGCAAACAACUUCUAAAAAAUAAUGAAAAGCUAAUCACAUGGUUAAAUAAAGAGCUAAAUGAAAAUCAGCUAGUAAGAAAGCAAGAUGUAUUGGGCCCUUCCACCACUCCACCUGUACACUCGAGCAGCAACACAAUCAGAAGUGGGGUUUCUCCUAACUCUCACGUGGUUGAUGGUAGACUUACGUACCCAGCCUGUGGGGUUGGUUAUCCUGUCUCCUCUGCAUUUGGAUUCCAGAAUACCUUUCUUCAUCCUAUAUCUACCAAAAAUAACAUCCAUCCAGUUUCUGGACCAAAGGUUCAGUUUAACUUGCAGUUUACAAAACCAAAUACAUCACUAGGAGAUGUUCAAACAGCAACAACUAUUAAUAUGCCUUGCUCAAGUGAUAAGGAAAAUGGUGCAAAUUUAGGGCUGGAACCCAAAUAUCUGAAGAAAAGGGAAGAUAGCAUUCCUUUACGUGGACUCAGCCAAAAUCUGUUCGGUAACCCAGACCAUCAGAAAGAUGGCACUUUCGGAGCAGUACAGACAUCUUCAAAGCCCCCGGCGCUUCCUUCUGCACCAUCGGCCUAUUUCCCUGGGCAGUUAGCGAACAGUUGAUGCUAGUGUGACCUUUUGCUCUUUAUUGAAAUUUUAGAGAUUCACACAGUUUAAAAAUAUAUGAACAGCAUAGAUCAUAUCCUAAGCCAACAAGUUUCCAAGUUUACUUGAGCUUAACGUAUUAGAUCGUUUGGAUCUUUUUUAAGGACCGGUCGUUUAUGCCAAGCUAGAGGAGCCCAGGUGUGCCUGGGAGAUUGAGGAAAUGACACUUUUUAGUUUGUGAACGCCGUGUUUUUAUAGAAUAAUAUGAAUUUUAUUAAACGAAUCCUCAGAAAUCUCAGAAAUUCUAAGGAGGGAGUUGAUCCUUAUAAGGGACAUUCUAGUCAUAGAGUAUAUGGGUAAAUGAAAACCUCAGGCAUG
This is a messenger RNA of Hyaena hyaena (striped hyena), 2428 nucleotides long. RefSeq names its product SAS-6 centriolar assembly protein (gene SASS6). The record is from RefSeq and is a predicted model, not a curated record. Bases 95 to 2068 code for a protein of 657 amino acids. The transcript has 17 exons. Gene Ontology annotation, cellular component: centriole; centrosome. NCBI's taxonomy places the organism in Eukaryota, Metazoa, Chordata, Mammalia, Carnivora, Hyaenidae. Gene Ontology annotation, biological process: centriole replication.